Molecule: messenger RNA, 2774 nt
Organism: Selaginella moellendorffii
Lineage: Eukaryota; Viridiplantae; Streptophyta; Lycopodiopsida; Selaginellales; Selaginellaceae
Product: pentatricopeptide repeat-containing protein At4g02750
Exons: 3
Coding region: 229-2262 (677 amino acids)
Biological process (GO): RNA modification
Molecular function (GO): protein binding; RNA binding
Source: RefSeq, a predicted model, not a curated record
CACCAUAUCCGUCGCCAUGGAGCGUCUCAACAAGAAUUACUACGUUUUCACUCGGAAGAAAUCACAACGAUCUGAGGUGCCGCGAUGAAGAAGAGGUUUACAAGCAUUCUCAUGCUUCGAGAUUUUUUCCACUGCGCUUACAAUUCACGCGUUUGCAAGGUGCAAAGCUACAAGGCAUACGAAGAAUUUUAGUUUUUGUAUUGUCCAAUACAUUCGCAAUGGAGGACAAUGCUCUCUUCUAUGGUAUUACGAGGCUUGGCGGACUCUUCCUCUUCCUCUUCUAGGGCAGCUCUCUCCGUGGGGGAGUGCGCGGCUCUUCUCCGGCAAUGGGGCAGCGCCAAGAAUCUCCUCGAAGGCAGGAAGCUCCAUGGAUUUCUGCGCGACACCGGGCAAGACCAAGACACGUUUCUUGGGAAUCUCCUCGUCCAGAUGUAUGGGAGCUGCGGUAGCACGGAUGAAGCAUACGCUGCCUUCUCCAGGAUUUCCAGGCGGAAUGUCUUCUCGUGGAACAUUUUAAUCACGGUAUUUGCCCAAGACGGGCAUUUGCAACGAGCGGAGAUUUUGUUCCAGAAAAUGCCCGAGCGUGAUCAGGUCUCCUGGAAUGUGAUAGUCGCAGCUUUUGCUCGGGCCGGCGACAUCGAUCGGAUGCUCGGGCUUUUGGACGCGAUGGAGCGGCAGGGAAUCUAUCCAAACAGACUGACUUUCGUGGCUCUUCUCGACGCAUUUGACCGCAGCGAGAUGGAUCCAUCACGAUUUUCUGAUGAAGGUGAGCUCCUUCACUCCAAAAUCUCGCAGCAUGGUUUCCAUUUCGAUCUCCAGAUCCAGACUUCUCUGAUCAAAAUGUAUGACAGACUGGGGAGCGUCGAGAAAGCCAUCGCGGUGUUUGAUCGGAUCAGCAGUCCAGACGCCAUCGCGUGGAACAGUCUUCUAUCAGCAUUUGCUCGGAACGGAGAUCUCGACGCCGCAAAUGCUUUGUUCCAGCGAAUGCCGGAGCGAAGUUUGGUGUCCUGGAACAUCGCCAUCGCUGCGAACCUCCACUGCGGCCGUGCAAAGACCGCUCUCUGGUUGCUCCAAGUUAUGGAUCUCGACGGUGGCGAUACUGCAGAUAGAGCAAUCUUCAUCACUGCUCUCUAUGCUUGUGGAGUACUCGAAAAACUGAGACUGGGCGAAGCCAUCCACGCUGAGAUCGCUGCGUUUGGCCUGGAAACAGAUGUUUGCAUCGGAACAGCGCUGAUCAGCAUGUAUGGCAAAUGCCACCGAGCUCUACUCGCUCGCGACGCUUUCGACAGGAUCAAAGAGAAGAACCAGGUGGCCUGGAACGCGAUGAUCACAGCAUACACUCAAAACGGUCACUUUGAUCUUGCGAGGGGUUUGUUCGAUCUCAUGCCUGGAUCAGACGUCGUGUCCUGGACGCUCAUGCUCACGGAGUUCGCGCAGAAGGGACUUAUCCGGGAAGCACGAGAGAUCUUCGAUCGAAUUCCCGUCCGGGACACGGCUAGCUGGAACGCCAUGAUCUCAGCUCACGCAGCAAAUGGAGAAAGCUUGCGAGCUAUCGAUCUUCUAGCAAAGAUGGAUCUUGAAGGAUUUGAGGCGGACAGAGCUACGUUUAUCGGCGUCUUAGCAUCUCACUUCGCUCCAUCCGAGGCAAGGUUGCUCCAGGAUUUGAUAUCCAGCUCGGGCUGUCGCAGCGAUAGCUCAGUCGCCACCGCACUUGUGAGCAUGCAUGGCCGAUCUGCUCGCCUCGCCACCGCGCGCGAGAUCUUCGAUGCGACUCGCGAGAAGAACGUCGUGCUGUGGAGCGCGACGAUUGGGAUCUACGCCCACAAUGGACUCUUCGACGCGGCCAUGGAGCUCUUCUUCCGGAUGUGCUUGGAAGGCGUGCAUCCAAACGACGUUACGUUCGUGAACAUUCUCUCUGCGAGUGCUCACGCGGGGGACUUGAGCAACGCGAGGCAGUGGUUCUUCUCGGUGGCGACGGACUUUGGGGUGGCGUAUACCAGAGAUCACUACGUUUGCAUGGCGGACAUGCUAGCGCGUUCCGGCCUCAUGGACCAAGCACGGGAGCUUGUGGGUGAUAUGCCGUUUGUGCCGGACAGCUGCUCGUGGAAGACGGUGCUCGCUGGGUGUUUAGUCGCGGGGAGCUUGAAGCAAGCCGAGAGAGUUGCUUGCAGUGUGAUCGAAUGUGAGCCGGAGGACUCGUCGCCAUAUAUCAUGCUGUCAAACAUCUAUUCCGCAGCGAAGGAUCAAAUUCUUGUCUGCUAAUUUCCUGGCGGCAAGCUUUCAACUUUGGAGGAGCUAGAAAAGGAAGAUAAGCAUCAGUACACCUUCGUGGACUUCUGGAAGAAGGUAUUAAGAUGUUUUGGAUAUUGCUGGAUUCUUGGUGCAGCAAACCUUUGACUUUCCGCUCUCGCAGCCCACUAACUUCAGUUGCUAGAUUUCUCAAUAGGAUAACGCGAUCUAUGCGGUAGAUCGGUCAUUUUGGUCGCCCAGAAGUGGUGCAGUAAACUGAACUUCUCAUGAUUACGUCUAAGAGGUAAAGUGCGUUUCGUCAACGGAUGCUUUUUUGGUCCAGCACACAUUUGACUUGCGACUUUCUAUGCACAGCCACCAACUUUUAGCAGGCCGAGCUCUCGAUUUAAAUGUUAUCCGCAGCAGCAGCAGCAGCACUCUCAUCUCAGGAAACUCGCUUCACUUCAUCCGGGAAAAGCUAGAACAAGCUCUUUCUUGAUCGUGGUAUGUGAUUUCACGAGUGAAAGCUUUGAUAUUUGUGUUCA